AUGGAUGAUGCUACGGCACGAGACAGCCCCACUCACAGAGGCGCUCAGAGUCAGACGGAGAGCAGCCAGGGAGGAGGUCAACAGGUGCCCAGUGGAGUGCAGUCCUUCAGCGACAGUUCAGUGAGGCUCAAGGCGAUGACCAUUCUGCGCUUGUGGAGGGCCCGGUGCUGGUGGGUCCUGCUCUGUGCCCUGUCAGGAUGUGGUUUCGGUGACGAGCAGCCAGAGGCGCCCGCUCCUGAGCAGGGAGUCACCUUCAGCCAUGUCUAUAAAAUCGACAUCCCAGCGAUGGGUUCCUCUUGUAAACUCGAGCCUCUAUCCACAGACGAUAAAACAGAUCUUCAAACAGGAACAACAACAACAGGAGACAAUGAUAUCAUUUUUAGACACAAUAUCAAGUUGCAGACGCCAAAGUGUGACUGCGAAGAAUCCGAGAGCUUUAAAUCACUGCUGUACCGGGUCAACGGGCUGGAAGAGGAGGUCAACUAUCUGAAGACCCAGUGUACUCAAGGCUGCUGUGGACAAGCUACAGGCGUUGACACCAGCUGCGGCGGCCACGGCACGUACCAGCACGACUCCUGCAGCUGUGUGUGCGACCCGGGCUGGGAGGGGCCCGACUGUUCCACGUCCACCUGCCCCGACGACUGCAACGACAACGGCCGCUGUGUGGACGGGAAGUGCGUGUGUCUCCAGGGAUACACGGGCCACGACUGCAGCGAGGCCGCCUGUCCAGACAACUGCAACGACAAAGGCCAGUGCGUGGACGGCAAGUGCGUGUGCUUCCCCCACUUCAGCGGAGAAGACUGCAGCGUCCAGCGGUGCCCCAACGACUGCAUCGGCAACGGGAAGUGUGUGGACGGGAAGUGCGUCUGUGAUGAGGGAUUCUUUGGAGAUGACUGCUCCCUCGUGAUGGCUCCUCAGGGCUUACGUCUGGUCACUGUGACAGACGUGUCUCUGCUGGUGGAGUGGGAACACGUACGAGGAGCAGAGUACUACGUCCUGACACACCACCCCAAAGGCGACGAGGGCGCUCUCAAACAGGUCCAAAUUCCCAACACGGAGAACUCACACCUCCUCACGGGACUAACUCCUGGGGUCACCUACAUCGUCCAAGUUUAUGCCGUCAUUAAAGAAGUCCAGAGUGAAGCAGACAAGAUAGAGGCCACAACUGAUGUUUCAAGCCUCGAUGACCUGCGGGUUGUUGGUCAGAGCGAUGUGACCAUAGAAGUAGACUGGCAAAACCCGGCGGCCCCAGUGGAGGCCUUCAGGCUCUCGCACACAAGCCCAUCAGGACAGAAGGAGGAGCUGGACGUGCAGCGCAGUCAAGAGGCCCGCACCAAGCACACGAUCGUGGGUCUUUAUCCAGGAACUGAAUAUUUGAUUUCCGUGAGUGCUGUGAAUGGAGCUAAUGAGGGAAAGGCGUCUAAAACGACUGGGGUCACAGACCUGGACGCUCCUGUGGGCCUGGUGACCACAGAGGUGACGGAGGACACGGCCUCGGUUACAUGGGAGCUCGUGAAGGCGGAGGUGGAAGGAUACAUGCUGAGCUAUGAGACGAGCGAGGGCACCAGUCCAGAGUAUGCUGUGGGUCGUGACGACACCUCAUACAAGCUGAUCGGUCUGAAGCCCGGGGUCCUGCACACGGUCUCCAUCUGGGCCUUCAGAGGGGACAGGGUCAGCCCCAAGACAUCCACACAGGCAGAGACAGAACUAGAUGCUCCCAACCUCUCCAUUCAAGACACCACUGAGUCCAGCUUUGUCGUUAGUUGGGUCCCUCCUCAAGCAGAGAUAGAUGGCUACAGGUUAACCCACAGCUCCUCUGAGGGCACUAGUGAGGAAAUCCCUCUCAAACCUGACCAAAGCUCUCACAAGCUGACUGGUCUGAGGCCUGGAGUCCAGUACACUGUGCACGUGUGGGCCGUCAGGGGGAGUAGAGCCAGCAGGAAGACCUCCACUCAGGCUGAAACAGACCUGGACGCUCCAGCUAACCUUGUAGCUCGAGACACCACUGAGUCCAGCUUCAGUGUGUCUUGGGAUACGGUCCGAGCAGAGAUAGAUGGCUACAGGUUAACCCACAGCUCCUCUGAGGGCACUAGUGAGGAAAUCCCUCUCAAACCUGACCAAAACUCUCACAAGCUGACUGGUCUGAGGCCUGGAGUCCAGUACACUGUGCACGUGUGGGCCGUCAGGGGGAGUAGAGCCAGCAGGAAGACCUCCACUCAGGCUGAAACAGAUAUUGACGCUCCCAAAGACCUGAAGGCUGUAGAUGUGACUAUGAACAUUGCCACAGUGACCUGGGUCUCUCCUCUGGCUGACAUUCAGGGAUACAUCCUCACAUACAGAGAUGAGGAGGGUAAAAUGCAGACUGUUGAAAAGAAACUUGGAGCCAGACAUAAAAAACUUGCAUUGUCUGGUCUGGAAAUGGGAAAGAAAUACAUUGUGUCCAUCAUUGCUUACAAAGGCAACAAGAGAAGCAAAGUGGUUGAGACUGUCUUCAAAACAGUGGGCAUCAUGUAUCCUUUCCCCAUGGACUGCUCCCAGAUCAUGAAGAACGGUAUCACAAAGAGCGGAAUCUACAACAUUUACAUCAACAAUGACCAAUCCAGACCCAUCGAGGUUUACUGCGACAUGGACACAGACGGAGGAGGCUGGCUAGUGUUGCAGAGGCGUACUAUUGGCAAGCUGGACUUCAUGAAGCGCUGGAAACAGUACAUCGCUGGCUUUGGCAACUUGACAGAGGAGUUCUGGCUUGGUUUGGAGAAGAUUUACGAUCUCACUAACACUCCUACUCAGUACGAGAUAAGAUUCGACUUAGGCUAUGGCUCGGAGAGGGUCUAUGCUGUUUAUGACAACUUCAAGAUUGCACCAGUCAAGCAGAAGUUCAAACUUACCAUUGGCAAAUAUAGUGGGACAGCAGGCGAUGCUAUGACCUACCAUCAGGGCCGGCCCUGGACCACAGUGGACAAUGACAACGACAUCGCCCUCGGCAACUGUGCGCUGACUCACCGCGGCGCCUGGUGGUACAAGAACUGUCACCUGGCAAACCUCAACGGCAAGUGGGGAGAUACCAGGCACAGCACGGGAGUGAACUGGGAGCCCUGGAAAGGCCACCUGGAUUCUCUGGACUUCACCGAGAUGAAGAUCCGACCGUUGGGAGCGAUGGCUAGCAGGAAGCGGAGGUCACUGCUGAAGAACAGGAGCACAACUGUGGAGGAGGUUUAA
Molecule: messenger RNA, 3219 nt
Organism: Knipowitschia caucasica
Lineage: Eukaryota; Metazoa; Chordata; Actinopteri; Gobiiformes; Gobiidae
Source: the annotation of a GenBank genome assembly